Molecule: messenger RNA, 516 nt
Organism: Bipolaris maydis ATCC 48331
Lineage: Eukaryota; Fungi; Ascomycota; Dothideomycetes; Pleosporales; Pleosporaceae
Source: RefSeq, a predicted model, not a curated record
CCAUCACCAACCACCACCACCACCACCGCCAUGGCCAGGUCUGCACAACUCGAGUCGAACCUUGACGCGCCAUUGCCAAGGCCCGUCUUACAUGUGUACACAGCACAUCCACGGCUAGGCACUUCUAGCGGCCCUGCAUGCACAACGAAUCGCCAGUCUGCCGCUCUCGCUCUCGGCCCAAGCGCUGAUCCCCGUUUACAAAAAGCCCAUCCACAUGCUGGCCAUCAAAUUGGCUGCUCUCGACACCUGGCAAAUGCAGCCGAACAGGACGAGGCUACUCACCUCAUGCCGCCGCGAUCUCAUCUUGACCUCCCACACCAGCCCCCCUCUGACACUGGCAUGCACAUGGAUACGUCAAGUCAAGUCAACCCACGCACCGGCAAACGGCACGCCACCAUUGGCCCUCCAACGCCCCAAAGCCGCCAAAUUUGCCCAUCGUACUUGAGAUUUGCCCUGAUUCAGGUCCCCGCACAGGAGCGGGUGGAGUGGGAAAAUUGCUGCAAAAAUCUCGUCUGA